Molecule: messenger RNA, 2102 nt
Organism: Macadamia integrifolia
Lineage: Eukaryota; Viridiplantae; Streptophyta; Magnoliopsida; Proteales; Proteaceae
Product: B3 domain-containing protein Os01g0234100-like
Exons: 8
Coding region: 287-1855 (522 amino acids)
Molecular function (GO): DNA binding
Source: RefSeq, a predicted model, not a curated record
UCCUGUCUCCGUGUCCAGGAGGGAGAGAAUCCGGACUCCUCUUCCUCUUCUGUCUUAUUAAAUUACUGAGAUAGAGGCAGUUGUCUCUUUUAAUUCUCCUCCUCCUCCUCCAUUUCUCUCUUGUUUGUGUAUAGCCUUGAACUGAGAUUAUCGUCGGCAAAGGAAGAGCUUGAGGAGGACGAGGCAACUGUUUCCGUGGAAGGUCUGCAGCAAUUGACAAGUUAUCUGUCAUCUCCAAUUUGAGCAGUAGCAGCUGAAGAGUGGACACGGGUUCGAAACCAAGAAUAUGCGGCAACAGCUUCCAAAAGGCUCUGGGAAAGAGGAGAAGAAGAAUAUAAAGAAAACCAGUGUGGGUCUAGCCGCAAUGGAGGAUCAAAAUAAAGUGACUCUGGCCAAGUUCCAUAAAAAUCAGCAAGAAACCCCUCCUCCACGCAUUACAAGGCGAAAGCGGAAGAGAAAUCCAAAGAUGCUUCCGGUCAGGAAAAGAGGUUCUACUCCUCCACCUCCACCUUCUUCUCCUGAUCAUAUGCAGCGCAAUCUUAAGCGGAAGCGGAAUGAAAAGGAGGAGAGAAAUCCAAAGGUGUUUCGGGUUAGGAAAAGGGCUUCUGCUCCUCCACCUCCACGUUCUUCUUCUUAUCAUAAGCAGGUACUUCCUUAUAAGGCCGCGAAGAAUCAAAGUUUUGUGAGUGUUUCUGAUGCAGCUAACUCGCAUUCUAUGAAGCAAGCUAUGGAAGUUCAAAUGAAUUUAGCACCAGAAAUGCCUAGUUUUGUGAAAUUUAUGCGUCAGACCCAUGUCACUAAGUGUUUUUGGCUGUCCCUUCCUGUUGAUUUCGGCAAGAACUUACCAAGAGAAGAUUGUAGCAUUACAUUGGUAGAUGAAAGUGGUGAAGCAUACGAAACCAAGUACCUUGCUCGAAAGGUAGCACUGAGUGCUGGAUGGAGGGGAUUCUCUAUUGCACACAAUUUGGUUGAAGGAGAUUCAGUGGUGUUCGAACUUAUUGAGGCUACUAAAUUCAAGGUGUACAUUUUAAGGGAAAAUGGUUUGGCUAAGUUUUCUGAAGUUGCUGGAGAUCUUCCACUUGCAAAGGAAAAUCUUGCUGGAAGAAAAAACUGUAAUGCAGAUAAGAGAGAUAAAAGGCAUUCAACAUCUCGUUCUUUAUCCAAUCGUCAAGAGAAAAAUCAGAAUGUUACCCCUCCAGGAUCGACUUCUAACCCUGGACCACCAACUGGAGAACAGUUUGAAAUUGACAGUGAAGUUGUUGGCUCUGAAGAUUUGGAAGGCACCAGGUUGGUAACAGCAACCAUGGAAUUUAAAGAUGUGAAAAGCUUUGAGGAUUUCACCAUUAUAGGGAAUGGUUUGAUUAUAGAUUCUGAACUUUCUGAACAUGUUCGAGCCAAGUAUUAUGAGCUUUGUUGUAGUCAGAAGGCUUUCCUUCACGACCUUCUUCCCCAAGGCUUCAAUUGGAAGUUGAUUAGUGGAAUAAUUAUCGAGACUGUGAAUGUGGCCGACUACAUACGAUCUUGCAACCUUAGUACCUCUGAAAAUGACUUCGCAAAUUGGGACAAGUGUUUAGAUGCCUUUGAACGCCUAGGCAUGAAUGUUGGCUUUUUACGCGCUCAUCUGCAACAACUUGUGAGCCUCGCAUUUGAGUCAGAAUGGGCAAUGGAGUCAAAGAUGUACAGUGAAGCUGUGUUCAAAAGAGAUUGUUUGGUAGAGGAGAUAAGAAACCUCAAAUUGAAGCUUAUGGAAUCAAAAAAGGCUUGUGCAAGCUAUGACAAAGAAGUUAAGACUCUGAAGUUGAAGGCUAAGGAACAUGAGGUGAAAUUUCAAGCAGAGGUCAAUGCUCCAUGGUGACCUUUGCGUUUUGUCAUGUUGCAGUUUCCUCUUUUUUGAGUAGCCUGAAUUUUGCAGUUUGACUAACACAACUCUAUGUAGUGGAGAAGAGUUUCUUUUUGUGGAAUGUGAUUUUAGAUGUAUAUUUUUGUGGAGUAUAUGUAGAUCACAAUGUAACUACUGAGGUCUCUCUCCAUCUACAUUUUAAUUAUGUAAAUAACAAAAAGAUAAACUUAAAAGGAAAUGCAUGGUACAAUUAAGGCUGUAA